Molecule: messenger RNA, 1949 nt
Organism: Merops nubicus (carmine bee-eater)
Lineage: Eukaryota; Metazoa; Chordata; Aves; Coraciiformes; Meropidae
Product: helicase ARIP4-like
Exons: 12
Cellular component (GO): nucleus
Molecular function (GO): ATP hydrolysis activity
Source: RefSeq, a predicted model, not a curated record
GCAACCACAGAGAGAUCAGAUUGGGAAAUUCCCUUCACUCUAUUUAUCUCUCUUUCUUUAUUUCCUCCACAGGCGAGGCCACAAUGUGCUGAAGGUUCAGCUCCCAUCCAAGGAAGAACACGUCAUUUUGGUACGGCUCUCAAAGGUCCAGCGGGCCCUUUAUACGGAGUUCAUGAACCGGUUCCGAGAUGCAGGCAACAGUGGCUGGCUGGGACUGAACCCGCUCAAAGCUUUCUGUGUCUGUUGUAAGAUCUGGAACCAUCCAGAUGUGUUGUAUGAAGCUCUGCAAAAGGAGAAUCUGGCAAAUGAGCAGGAUUUGGAUGUGGAUGACCUUGGUACAGCAAGUGCUAAUUCCCGUUGCCAGCCUCAGGGAAUUAAAGUCAAAACAGAGAGUAAUGCAUUGGCAUCACCAGUGGGAGAAGCUACCAAUAGCAAGUUCCUCCAGAGUGUUGGCUUCAACCCUUUUCAGGAAAGAGCAAAUCAGGUUGUUACUUAUGAGUGGGCCAAAGACAUCUUGUGUAAUUACCAGACGGGAGUCUUGGAGAACUCACCCAAGAUGGUGUUACUGUUCCACCUAAUUGAGGAAAGUGUGAAGCUUGGAGACAAGAUUUUGGUCUUCAGCCAGAGCUUGUCCACGUUAUCUGUCAUUGAAGAGUUUUUGGCAGAGAGACCAAUGCCGAAUCCUCCAGGUUCAGAUGGGGGAGUUCACAACUGGGUCCGAAACAUCAACUAUUACAGAUUGGAUGGCAGCACCUCUGCCUCGGAAAGGGAACGACUGAUUAAUCAGUUCAAUGACCCCAGCAACACCUCUGUUUGGCUCUUUCUUUUGUCCACACGUGCUGGGUGUUUGGGUGUCAACCUCAUUGGAGCAAACAGGGUGGUGGUGUUUGAUGCUUCUUGGAACCCGUGCCACGAUGCCCAGGCCGUGUGCCGAGUGUACCGCUACGGGCAGAAGAAGCCAUGCCACAUUUACAGACUGGUUUCCGAUUACACCCUCGAGAAGAAGAUCUAUGACCGUCAGAUCUCCAAGCAGGGCAUGUCAGAUCGGGUGGUGGAUGAUCUGAACCCAGUGCUGAACUUCACCCGGCGAGAGGUGGAGAACCUGCUGCAUUUUGUGGAGGAGGAAUCCGACCCCACUCAGCUGUCCCUCAAUCCUAGCAAGAUGAAGGAGUCUGUUCUACAAUUAGCCUGUCUCAAGUAUCCUCACCUCAUCACCAAGGAGCCUUUUCAGCAUGAGUCACUGCUGAUCGACCGGAAGGAGCACAAGCUGACCAAAGCAGAAAAGAAAGCAGCCAAGAAGAGUUAUGAGGAGGAAAAGCGAGCAUCCGUCCCCUACACCCGGCCGUCCUACGCACAGUAUUACCCAGCCAGUGACCAGAGCCUGACAAGCAUCCCUGCCUUUAGCCAGAGGAACUGGCGACCAGCCCUCAAGGGUGAGGACAAGCCGGUGGCAAGUGUCCGCCCAGUUCAAUCCACCCCAAUUCCUAUGAUGCCCCGGCACGUCCCCAUGGGUGGUACAGGAUCAACCUCAAGUUCCAACCCCGCUGUUAACUUCCCCAUCAACUAUCUACAGCGAGCUGGUGUCUUUGUGCAGAAGAUUGUCACCACCACAGAUAUUGUGAUUCCGGGUACAAACACAUCCACUGAUGUACAGGCAAGAAUCAGUGCUGGUGAGAGCAUCCACAUCAUCCGAGGGACAAAAGGGACAUAUAUCCGGACCAGCGACGGGCGGAUUUUUGCUAUCCGGACCACUGGGAAGCCAAAGGGCAACGAAGACCGUCGGACAGCUGCCUCAGGCUCCCAGAGCUCUUCGCUGGAGUCCGCGAGCAACGGCAGACACAGUGCCUCAUCACCGCAGCUCCCCAGCGCAGAGGAGCUCACCCGGCCCCUCUCCCCCGACAGCCCCGAGAUCAUCAGCGAGCUGCAGCAGUACGCUGAGGCGGCGGCUG